This is a messenger RNA of Tricharina praecox, 3922 nucleotides long. RefSeq lists its product as uncharacterized. Gene Ontology annotation, molecular function: protein binding. Lineage: Eukaryota; Fungi; Ascomycota; Pezizomycetes; Pezizales; Pyronemataceae. The coding region runs from base 176 to 3514 and encodes 1112 amino acids. The transcript is spliced from 3 exons. The record is from RefSeq and is a predicted model, not a curated record.
AGCUCUUCAAAGUUCAGCCCAAGCUCAGCUGAAUGUGAUGCUGCUGUGAGCUUUCAUCUUCACUACAUCUAUCAACAACCACCAAUAAUCACCGCCAGCAACCACCAUCAGCAGCCACCACCCCUAAUCCCGAAGCAGUUCCAAGAAUCCGAGCCAGGUUAACAGCUGAAUUCCUAUGGCGCAAGUUAACGGCAGACCAAAACGCAAAAAUUCAUUCUCGCCACCACAACAGAAGAAGCGAACUACUGGGGACGGUCGACCGGCAGCUUCUUACCGCGAGACUACCAGAGGACUCCUCGAUACAUUCCCCGAUCUCCCCACUGGUCCGUCGGGCCUGGGUCGGCGAAAUCGUGCCUCGGGCGGCGGAUUGACUUCCCAGCAAUCGCGAGUCGCGUCGGGGCCGUCAGCCCGCAAUUCAGAGAUGGAGGACGCUGUCGACGAUACAAUGGAGCUGCAGCAGGAUGAUGAAGAUUACUUUUCGGCAGGCGGUGAUGGAGACGACGGCAUGUUUUCAAGCCAAUCUUGUGGAAACUCGACCGAACGGUCGGACGGCGAGCUGAUGGAUGCACUUUACAAAUCUAAGAAUCUGGUUGAUCUGCCGGCAUGGGGUUGGGCAAAGAUACUGCCGCAACUUCAUCCGUUAGAGCUAGCUCAGCUGCAACUAUGUUGCCAGCUCUUCAAUACACUUGUUCAGAAAGACGCUGUAUGGCGGCGGAGCAGGAGCACGCACUUACCAGAGUUUCCAAAGCCCGUAUUUGGUUUGUCUGAACGAGAAAUGUUUCGCCUUUUGUUCGCGAGGAAGUGCAUGUUGUGCGAGAACCAAGGCGACAUCGAAACAUAUUGGCCCUUCCGAAUCAGGUGUUGCAAGCAGUGCUUGUCCGACAACACCACUAAAGAAUUUUCAUUGGAAUCUGAUGACGAGCCAUUCCCAGCAGAGCUGCUGGUUGGAUUGCCGUUUGGGAUGGUCGAUAUGAAGAACAACUGGGUUCCCGAGCCAAGCAGUUACCAGGCAGACAUUGGAAUCACCAAGAUAUACUGGAACAAAGAUCUCGAGUCUAUCAAACACCGUUACCAGGAAGUCGAGGAAAUGCUGGCCUCUGACGAGUGGCUGAAAGGUCUGGAGUCGAAACGAAACUUUUACAUGCAAGACAUCGAGAGGAUGGAGAGGUUUGAGAAGACGAGGCCGGCAGAUCUCAGCACAGCCAGUGGCCUAUGGAAAAGCCUCCGUGCUGAAAACACGUCGAAUACAGGUAUCAUUGAGUCGGAGAAUCAGCCACAGGAUCCUGAUGAAAUUAUGCAAGAACCAGGCGAUCCAGGUGCGGUAGUCAAUAUUGCGAAGCAACGGGAGAUCGAAGCACGCUGUAGAAAGCUUGAUCCUCCAUUAACGCUGGAAACGCUUAUCCAUUUGCCGUCGUUCCAGGCUUCUGUCAUGGAUGACAACCCUCUGGACGAGGCUAGUUGGAUGAUGUUGGAAACUAGUCUGUCAGAGGAACGGCAAAUGAAGAGAGAGCGCCAGUGGGAUACAGCAGUUGAAAUCAAUGGAAAGACCGAGUCUCAUACCAGCGGCCGCUCUUCGAACUCUCAGAAAGGAUUGGCUGAACAUUCAGACAGCGUUCAGCUUUCGAACCGAGAAAAGUUGCUCACAUAUGCUGGAGACGCCAUUCAGAGUUGGGAGGGUACUCUUACGAUGGAAAGUGCCCCCGCUUUUGCUGCCCAUGUUCUUAGUCGUUGUGGGAAGCAGUUUUAUGCGGAUGAGUCCACGAGGAGGAAAAGGGUCACGCUUGAGGAUAUGAAAUAUGUCUACGAUUCGAGGGUCAAGCCAAAGAUACAUCAGUUUCGCACGGAGAUCUUCCUAUGCGAUGGUUGUUCAACUAAUCUGAGAUGGUGGAAUUUUGAGUCGUUGGUUCAACAUUUCUCUGCGAAACACACCUACAGUCGCCGGGGGAAACAUCCGAAGGUCGAUUGGAGAGCGGAUUGGCCAGAAAUAGGACCGUUUCGUGCGGAUCCUGAUAAAUCGUUGCUGGAGUCACCACUUGGUGAGCAACCCGAGGGGGUUCCUCCGCAUGCACCCUCUGGGCCGAUGAGAGAGAUGCAUAGGUCUUCGUAUGCACAGAAAUGGUCGCAAGGUCUUGAGCAGCAUAUUCCCACAGCGCCUCGCAAUGGGCACGUGCAGAAGUACAAUGAGGAAGCCCGCCAGACACGCCUGGAUGCAUUGGCCGCUGACGCUAAGGCUGCAUGGGCGCUGCUUGCAAGUCUCAGAAAUAUCCCGCCGUCCAUCCACAUACACUUUGUCAUCAUAAGGACGGCUCGCAAGUAUCAGUCUAGGUUCUCGGAGGCUAUCCCUCUCGGCCUUUUCCUGGAUGCAUUGAUUGAGCAUCCUGCUAUGAGUUCGAUCAAGUACGGCGUUAAAGGAUUGAGGUGUAUUGAGUGCCAGAGACACCCAGGAAAGACGUCAGAAGGUGCAUCCAAGGCCGAUAGGGUUUUCCCCAUUGUCUCAUUGCUUCAGCAUUUUGAAACAGUUCACAUCGCUAGAAACAAAUCCGUGGUGCUUCCUGACUGGACUAGGGAUAUGGUCAGGCUUCCUCACCCACGAAUCAUCUCCGAUCUGGCCGAUGCGCUAGGAAAAGACACCCGCCAUCUUAUUGAAGACAUAUUCCCCUGGGCAUUUGGCAGUGCCAAUCGCGACCGUGCUGGAAGCAUGAGUGGUAGAUCUGGGCCAGCUUCCGCUGCUCCCCCAGGUGUGCACCGCCGUGCAGAUUCAGAAGCUGUGGCACCGCGCUACCCUAACGGGCAAUAUGCCACCCCAAGAUAUGGAGGCCCGCCGGUAUCCAGGGAUCGUUUGCAGCAAAUAGAGUUCGCCGGAGAUGUCCGACAGCAGCACAACCGCCGCGCUGAAGGAUUCCCUCUAAGCGCACCAGUCGACUAUGUUGACCGUCCAAAACGCACUUUCAACGAUGGGCACGGUGGCCACCAAACCAAUGGCAUGGCAAGGACCGAAUAUGUGAGGGACAGAGAUCCGCAUCAUAGUGGAUCGACCUCUCGCUACGAAGGCCAGCGAAGACAGCUUGUUGAGCAGGACACUGGCACCAAGACCGGUAUCCGACCACCUCGACCCACUGCGGUGGACUACAUCGUCCAGCAGCCCGCUCCGCGUGUCGGAAAUACUCGCUAUGAUUACGAGCGCUACGCCAGUCCCAGAGAAUACGCUCCGAGCGAGAAGCGACAACGCUCCCGCUCUCCGGACCGUCGCUACCCAGUGAGCAUGUAUACAGACCCGCGAUACGCCUAUCCACCCCCAGUGCCCCUGCCACCUCCGCCUCACGCAUACGAGUAUCUCAGGCAAGAUCGCGCCGCUGCCGCAUACUACGCGCCGCCUCCGCCCCCGUUGCCAAGGAUGCCGCCUCCGCCUUCAGCCGGUUACUAUUACGCUGCGGGAUCUGCUGCGCCGAGAGACCAUGGAUUCGGCGCGCCACCUCCACCGUACGACGAGUACUCGAGGUACCACGGCCGUUAGUCCAGGCAUGCUACUAGAACAAGCAAAGUAGAGCGGGGAUGAUGGUGUGCGAGCUGCUUUCUGUCCUUCUACCAAUUGAAAAGUUUUGCUUCUAGAACUGCGGAUUUGAGGUUCUUUUUUCUUACUUCAAGGGUAACCACAUUCGCCAUUGUUUUUGUUUUGAUUCUGUUUCUCAUGGAGGGUGGUUCAUUUCAGCUUGCUUGGUGGUGUGAUUGCCGGGUUGUGUGGUGUGUUUUCACUGUUUUUUUUGCGUUACGGAUCAAGGUUUAUGGGAUACAUGUUAUCGGUAUGCUGGGGAGGCUUUAGGAUUUUGAAUUGGGAACUUGGGACGCGUUUACUUCUAGGUGCUUGGUGGAUUUAAUAAAUUGCUGAUGUUGCUAUUCUUGAAUUUACGAGUGAUACGAGGUG